This is a messenger RNA of Terrapene triunguis (Three-toed box turtle), 619 nucleotides long. Its product is annotated as TBC1 domain family member 20-like. Gene Ontology annotation, biological process: endoplasmic reticulum to Golgi vesicle-mediated transport; positive regulation of GTPase activity. The record is from RefSeq and is a predicted model, not a curated record. NCBI's taxonomy places the organism in Eukaryota, Metazoa, Chordata, Testudines, Emydidae. Gene Ontology annotation, cellular component: endoplasmic reticulum membrane. Gene Ontology annotation, molecular function: GTPase activator activity. The annotation marks the transcript as partial. The transcript is spliced from 3 exons.
AGCGGAGGUGGGAACCAUCUUUGCCCUGAGCUGGCUCAUCACGUGGUACGGCCACGUCCUCACCAGCUUCCCCCACAUCCUGCGCCUCUACGACUUCUUCCUGGCCUCGCACCCGCUCAUGCCUGUCUACUUUGCUGCCGUGAUCGUCCUGCACCGGGAGGAGGAGGUGCUGGCGUGUGACUGCGACAUGCCCAGCGUCCACCAGCUUCUGUCCCAAAUCCCCCAGAACCUUCCGUACGAGAGCCUCAUCUCCCGGGCCCUCCGGCUCUUCCAGCGUCACCCGCAUGCCGAGCUGGCCAAGCAGGCGGCUCUGCACCACCACAAGAGCAUCUCCAUCGGCUCCUUCACUGCCUUCCAGCUGGCCACGUCCCACCAGCGCCCGGACGCCGUGCUGCGCAGACAGCGGCAGCAGGACAGCGCCCACGCCGAAGCCACUGCUCUCCUGCCCACGGCCGGGCACAGCCCGCUGGUGAAAGCAGCCGUGUGGGGGAUUUCAGCCACGCUGGGGGCAGCGGCUCUGGCCGUCACGCACACUGCCCUGGAGUGGGCACCGGAGUUCUUACUGCAGCUCUUCUAGCACCCGGCAAGCCAGCCAAGACCCUGCGGCCGGCGCGGGCCA